ACCUAGAAUAAACUUCUAUGUUAAUAGCGGAUAGCACUAGUGCAUACCACCGGAGGGAACUUUUUAUUUAAUAUGUCACUAUAUUGACUGCUGCCGUACGUAUCGGCGUACAGUUUUCUAAUGGAGGAGCUCAACAGUUAAGUUAAGUUUUAAAAAUAGUUUAUUAAGCUAAUCAGCUAAGUUUAAGUUCAGUUGCUAAACACAAAUUGUUUGAGCGGUUUCAUAAAAUUUUCUAACAGAUUUGUAUUAAUAUGAAACAUUUUUGUUUUAAUGCUGGCUGUGGCUGGGUAUUGAGGGCAGAUUAAGGCCGUGGCGGCCUCUGCAGAACGCCUCUGCAUUUAGCCUGCUACUACGGCCACGAGCGAGUAGUCAGCUUAUUGUUGGCGCUCAAGUGGAGCGUCAAUUCUCGAGACAUGCUUCGAAUGACGCCGCUUCAUUGGGCCGUGGAGAAGAAGCACAAAACCAUUGUGCGAAUGUUACUAAAAUGCCAGGCGGAUGUGUCGCUAGUUUCGAAAUUCGGCAAGACCCCAAUUGCAUUGGCCGUGUACACUGAACAGGCGGAUGUGUUGGCGGAACUGGAGGCGGCGCGGCAGGCCCAGGCCAGUCGAAAGUUUAACGAGGAAACGGAGCGGCAGACGCAUAAAAGCAGAAAGGAAACCAGUGAGGUGGUCAAUUCAAUAAUGAACGAGCCCGGGGACACCAAAAGGAAUGACGAUACAGAAAUGUCAGUCGAAGAAAGAAUGGAUGUCCUGGAAAACCUCCGCGGCCACACUAACGUGUUGGGCAACUCCGCGUUGAAUAUGCUCAAGACCCACGGCAUUGCAGACAUGAUGCAGGAGAACGACGACGACGCCUCCAAGGAAAUGUUGAAUACGGCAUUGCAAAACGGUCGACAGCUCGUGCUCUCCGAAGGAGGCCGUAUGCUGUUGCACGAAACAAAGUCGAGCAUAAACAUCAAGCAAUAUGUGAAUGGAAGUGCCAGCAAAAGCCCAAAUGCGGGUCUUCGUCUCACCCCCAAUAACUCGCCCCCUCAGAAGAUUCGGAUGAAUGUCAUCAAGCAAAAGGAGCCAGCGUCGUCCAAUCCGCAUGGGGUGUCCAAGAACAAGAACAUACGCAUAAUCUCGUUGACUGAUUUUAAGAAACUUGGCGGGACGGACAAUCAGCCAAAGUCCUUACAAAAAAUACCCGCAUCAUUGGCAAGCUCUGGAAUGGUACGUCAGCUCCCCGAUGGCACCAAAGUGGUGAACAUGCGUCAGCUUCAGUCUCGUCAGCUGAAACUUCCAUCCGUUCAGAGAACCCUGGAACCCAGCAUGCUGGAUGAGCAGCAGCAUCUGCUGAAAGACGUUAUUUCCCCAUCGUCCCAGCAGGCCCCCGCGGCGAAUCCCGCUACGGCGAGCACGCUGAGGGGCCAAGUGGGCACCGUGCAGAUAAUACAGCUGCGUCCAUCCCCAGCAGCUGGAGCUGCCCUCGGGACAACAAGCAACGGAGUUGCCAGCAAGGCUGUGGGCAACGUAGCAAAGCUCGGCGCAAAGGGCGCUAAUGUAAUGCCGCUGCUGACUUCUUCUGAAAUUUGUCGGGAACUGCACGAGCUUCGACGGCAGAACGAGGAAUUGCGCCGGCGGGUGGAUUCCUUUCACCGAGAAAAGGAGCAAAUGGUGAAGCGCAUUGACCGCUUGGAGCAUCUUGUGUUAAUUCGCGAGGCAGAAAUCGAUUAUUUAGGCGACUUGUAGUUAGGACCUAGAAUAAACUUCUAUGUUAAUAGCGGAUAGCACUAGUGCAUACCACCGGAGGGAACUUUUUAUUUAAUAUGUCACUAUAUUGACUGCUGCCGUACGUAUCGGCGUACAGUUUUCUAAUGGAGGAGCUCAACAGCUAAGUUACGUUUUAAAAAUAGUUUAUUAAGCUAAUCAGCUAAGUUUAAGUUCAGUUGCUAAACACAAAUUGUUUGAGCGGUUUCAUAAAAUUUUCUAACAGAUUUGUAUUAAUAUGAAA
Molecule: messenger RNA, 1992 nt
Organism: Drosophila miranda
Lineage: Eukaryota; Metazoa; Arthropoda; Insecta; Diptera; Drosophilidae
Exons: 8
Coding region: 414-1730 (438 amino acids)
Biological process (GO): positive regulation of transcription by RNA polymerase II
Cellular component (GO): nucleus
Molecular function (GO): transcription cis-regulatory region binding; protein binding
Source: RefSeq, a predicted model, not a curated record